GAAUUUACUGACUGCUUUAGUGUUUCUAUAGCAUAAAAGCCAAGUCCAACUUAUUACCCAAAUGAAAUUAUGGGUAAAAAAAUCUGAAUUACACAGGGAAUAAGUAUUAAACACCUGAAGUAAAGCAUGUGCAAAAUGAAUAGAAAUCCAAGAAACCAAUUUACUAAAUAGUUUGCAGAAAAGCUUUUCUUGGUAAUAUCUCUAAGACAUCUUCUGUAUGGAGAAACUAGUCACAUUUUCACUCAUUCUUCCACACAAACUGUCUUGUGUAGAAAAAUGAGUUCUGGAGGUCCUUGCUAUGCACUCCGAAGGGGCAGAAUCUUAGGCCUCAUCCGGCCAGACUAUAUUCUCCCAGUAGUUCACAGGCCUUCAUGGUAAAAUAGCUGCUAGGCAAAGGUCUCCGAGUCCGGGACUUGAACCCGGAACGGCCGCUUUGAAGAUGGGUCACGUGCUUAACCCCUACACCACCUGCGCCACGCCCUAUCAGAAAUAUUUCAACUGAGAAUAAAGUUGAUGUGUUCCAUAAUGAUUUUACCUCCUGUAUUAAUGACAUGUGCAGUUAUACCAUGCCAAAAUAUUAAAUAUUCCAGUAGAUAUGAUAGUUUUACCAUUCACUGUACAUCAGUAAUUGUGUAUUUGAACAGAUUUUAAACCUAAUUUCUAAAUUAAGAAAAGUUGAAUAGUGGAGCCUGUGCUUGCCUUGUUGUUCAACAUAAGGAUGCAAAAGGAUGGAUACGAUUCUCAACCGGAUAAGGAAGAUGAGACAAAGACUGGAUUCAAGGAUCGCAUGAAGAACUUCCCUCGCACUUCAAUUCUCAGUGGGAGAGGCUCGCUGGGCAAGAGCAGCAAGGCAAAGCAGUCCCACCAAACAGAAGAUAGUGUGUCUCCCUCCUCAUCAUCAGAUGAAGACGAAAGUGAAAAGAAGCGGAAGCAGAGACAAGUCAACAUGAAAAAAAAGAUUGCUUCGCUCUUCAAAAAGAAUUUAAAAGUGUCAAAAGAGCAAAAUGAUUCUCAUCCCCAGAGACCGAGUGACUUGCCAUCAGGCAAGAAAAGAGAACGCCCUCCUGACUUCUAUGAGGAGAUUGCAAAGAAGCUGGAAAAACUUAUCGAGAAGUCCCCCAAGAUAAAGGCACCAAGUCCAGAGCCAGAGCUUGGCAUUGAUGAACUGGCACAGAAAUUUGCUAAGCUGCUGUGUUCAGAAGGAGACAAUAUGGACAGGAAGAUCCGGGAGAAUCCGGAGUUGGUCUCCAAAUUAUCAGGUAUUCGCUACAAAUCAUUUGAGUAUGUUCUAGACACCUGGACCAGAAGUCUGACAACUCAGGCCCCCCACUCGAGACAAUCUUCUAGUCCAACUCUGCAUCGAAUAGCUGUCUCUAUGGAGCUGACCCGGCGGAUGGUGACGGCCACAGGAACACAGCGGUUGGAGGGCUACGCAGUGCGCUAUAUGGACAACUUUGUCCCAUGGAUCAAGAGUAAUGGAGGAUGGGAAAAAGUGCUCAGCCCUGACUGGACUGAAGAGUGGGAUUGAUGCUCUUAGUGGCUUUUUUUUACAAGCAAAUGCUGAACUGGAUGAUGGCAUCUAACAGAGAGACAGAACCUUGCUCUUCUUUCUGACAUUUACAAACUGACCAGAGUUUUAUCUGGCCAUUCACAUUACAUGUAAAUAGUCUCUUUAAUUCCUGUUGCAUUAGAGUGCUUCCAGUUGCUAUUUUUCUUUUAAACACUCAAUGAGGGACCUUCUUAUUGUCGUUGCUUCUACUGAGCAUCUGUUUUCAAGGACCUCUCAGACAGUUUGAAAGUAAUAGUUUUCAUUACCAGUAGUGGCUGAUUUCCAUUUGGAUCACAGCUAAGUCCAUUUAAACAAGUAUGUCGUUUUGAAUUCCAUUUUGGAAAAAAAAAAGAAAGCUUUUUUUUUUUUACAAAUUUUUUAAUUGUGAAAAGCUUAUGAAAGAAAUCUUUAAGAUGUUCAGUAUGAUAUCUCAAUAAAGAAUAUUGCAACAAGGCAUGGCCAGUUAUGAGAUUCUAACGGUGUGAUUAAAAAAUACCACAGUUUUACUUUAUCACAGUAUUUAAACACAAACUAAAAACACACAUUUAUAACAUGUCUAACUUAUUUUUCUAACAGAAAAGUAAAAAUUAUUUAUGGUGCUGUGAACAAAACAUUCUCCCAUUUAGCUGCAGAAAACUGCACUGUACGGAUGUGUUUAAAAAGAAUCUGCUUGUUGAUAGGCCAACGUGAUGUCAGAGUUUUAGUCAUUGUUGUUUACAUGAUGUUUGACAAGAAUUAAUGUUAAAUAAUGUGAAGAUGUGCGUUUCUUUUUACUUUGUGUGUGCUCUCUGACGAGAUUCAUACUGAUGCUCCGGUCAGUACUAAGCCUGCUGUGUUUUGUUUGUUAGAACAGCAGCAGCAGAUGUGACUGGAGGUUUAAACCUGUUUCUAAGCCAGCUGUAACACCACCUAAACUCUCCAUUGUACAAUAUUGAAUAAGGGAAAAUGUGAUGAUGCUAAUUAAGUGUUAAAUUGUUGUUUUUGAUUGCAGUUUACAUUAGUCACAUUGGGCAGAUUUGAAAAUGUUCUUGUAUUUUAUUUAAUGCAAAUGAAACUGCUGAUAUGUGAGAUAAUGUACUGUUGUCAACCUCCAACCUCUGUAACUGACCGUUAUAUUAAAUGCUGAAAUCUUA
Messenger RNA from Girardinichthys multiradiatus, 2682 nucleotides. RefSeq names its product bcl-2-like protein 12. NCBI's taxonomy places the organism in Eukaryota, Metazoa, Chordata, Actinopteri, Cyprinodontiformes, Goodeidae. Gene Ontology annotation, biological process: regulation of apoptotic process. The record is from RefSeq and is a predicted model, not a curated record. The transcript has 6 exons. Bases 719 to 1528 code for a protein of 269 amino acids.